This is a messenger RNA of Achroia grisella, 1594 nucleotides long. RefSeq names its product T-cell activation inhibitor, mitochondrial-like. The record is from RefSeq and is a predicted model, not a curated record. Gene Ontology annotation, cellular component: mitochondrion. The coding region runs from base 129 to 1565 and encodes 478 amino acids. NCBI's taxonomy places the organism in Eukaryota, Metazoa, Arthropoda, Insecta, Lepidoptera, Pyralidae. The transcript has 13 exons.
GAAUAAAAAUUCACUCUCUAACACUCUCUAAACGCGUAGCCUACUGUCAAAAUCAAGGUCGAUUUCUGGAAAAAUGCAAUUUAUUUGUUACACUGCGUAAAUUAUUUAAUUAUUUGUAUCUAUCCAAAAUGUAUUCUAGAUUGAAAAUAAGAUGGUGUGGAUGUCCUAGAACAUCUGGAGUACUUUGUAGAUAUUUGAGUAGUGCCGAAAUUUCAACUGCUCUACGACCUUUUUACUUUAGUGUUCAUCCUGAUCUUUUUGGAAAAUAUCCAGAGCAAAGAAAAAUCAAUGAGAAUUCAUUACAACAAUUAAGUGCUUUAAUAGAGGCUCAGCAGUCUAGUCGAAGAUUAUCAAUACCUCCUUUAUCAUUUUAUUUGAGACAAAAGAAUAUGCCUGAAGGUGAAUUUAAAUUAGUAAAAAUUAGUUUAAAUGGUAACAAUGUAAGAGAAACAGUAGUCAAAGUAUUAAAUGCCUGUGAUAUGUCAACAAAGUUUGUAGACAAAAUCCCGAAAACUUCUUCAAAAAUUGAGAUAAGUACACCUGACUUUUCUAAAGCCUAUCAAGAAUAUGCAAAGGACUUUGAAAAUGUGACUAGAAUGAAAAGAAAAGUUGAAGAAAAGAAAGCCAUUAAUAAUAUUGUUGAAUGGAUCAUUGAAAACAGUGUUAUAGCAAAAGAAAAGUAUGAAUCGACAUCUGCCACAAGAGAUCAAGUCAAAUGUUUGAAAGAACAUCUUUGCAAUACUUAUGGUAUAAAAGAAGUAAAAUACGAUAAUGGUUGGAAUAUAAGUCAUAUACGAGGGGCGCUACAAAGUCUGGUAUCACUUGCCACCCAACACUCAAAUGAAAUGACCAAUCUAGAAGGUAGAAUUAUAGCUUUAGGGCAAUUUACUGGAGUAAGUUUAGAUGGAGAUGUAUACCUCAAUAUAAUUGAUGUUAGGAAUGAAUGGCUUUCGUUAAUAAAAAAAGUUAGUCAAGAAGACAGUGCUCUGAUUGAAAUACCUAAAUAUGAGAAAGCAUUAUCUAGUAUUCUAAGAGACAUACAUAUAUGUAGAAGGAAAUUUAUGCCGAAAGUGUCCGCGUUUCAGUACUGUAAUCAUCUCAGACAAUUGAUCACUUCUAUUGGCGACUUUUAUGGCCACGGUAGCAAGUUUCCAUCAUCUGUACCAGAAUCUCUUAGCAAAUAUCAAAUAGUUGUAGAGCCAGAAGCAGGCCCUUUAAUGGUGUCGCCAACUGGUCAAUUCAUUACUCCGUCGUCGUGUCCCGCCGGUGAGCUCAUAGCGUAUAUCGGCAAGCAUCUGGAUGAAGCAACAUUACUCAUGACAGAGUAUAACAUAAAUAAACAUGUCGAAAAAGCGCUUUAUAAAGAAGUACUUGAACGCUUUGGACUUUUAGAGUUGCACAAAGAUGAUAGCAUUACUCCAGGACUUAUGAUUCUCUGUUGUCAAAGAUUGCUAACUAGAAGUGAUAAGCUUCAUAUGAAGUUACAAGGCAAUAUUUUAUAUAUAACACAUUAUUAUUCUGUAUUAUCUGAAGGAAUAUUAUGUAUACCCUGGAAUUUCAAAUAACCAAUACUAGUAUAGCAAAAUGUAUACUG